AUUUUGAAGACAAACCACUUUUAGCAACAACCCAUUGGAAGUCAUCGCUUUCUUUAAUUUUCUAUUUAAAUUCCCUCCAUAUCCUCCCUCCAUGAAAGAAACUUUGUGUUAAUUAAUCUUCUUCUGAUCUUCGUCAUCUAGUAGUACUGCAUCUUCACUUUCUUCUUCAAUUUGUUUCUUUUUCAUCUUCCUAAUUAAACCAUGGAAUUUGAGAAACUCAUGUUGAGAGAAGCUCUUAGUGCUCAAAAUAUGAACCAUAACCAUAGCAAAACUGGUAAUGGGAGCACCGGAAGCGCACUUAAACCGAGCAGUACUUCUCGGCCUCCCGGUGAUCUUUGCCACGGCUCUCAAGCUGCCUCCAGGACUCUGGAGAUGGGUCUGCCAAGGAACGAAUCGGCGGAUAGAAAACUAUCCUGGCUGCGCUCUCAAAUCAUCGGGGGCGAUGCAGAAAUAGAUUCUCCAUUCGGGAAAAGAAGACUCACCUAUGCUGAUCACACUGCCUCGGGUCGAUCUCUUCGAUACAUCGAGUAUUUCCUCAUCAACAAUGUCCUUCCUUCCUAUGGGAACACGCACACGAGUGACAGUUAUGUGGGGCACCGGACGACAAAAACAGUGCAUGAAGCAACGAAGUACAUCAAGAAAUGCUUAGGUGGUGGAGAAGACGAUGUGCUCUUGUUCUGUGGCUCGGGCACGACCGCAGCUAUUAAAAGGCUUCAAGAAGUAAUGGGCAUUGCCGUGCCAUCGACGUUGAGAGAGAGGCUACUAAAAUGCCUUGGAAAUGGAGAAAGGUGGGUGGUUUUUGUUGGGCCUUAUGAGCACCACUCGAACCUUCUUUCUUGGAGGCAAAGCUUGGCUGAAGUAAUAGAGAUUGGUUUAGAUUCCAAUGGUUCAUUAGACAUGGAGACUCUAAGACUGCAACUUGAGCAAUAUCAGUCUGCAAACAGGCCAAUUUUGGGUUCUUUUUCUGCUUGUAGUAACGUGACUGGAAUUUAUUCAGACACCCGAGCAAUUGCUGAACUUCUUCACCAAUAUGGAGGUUUUGCAUGCUUUGAUUUUGCAGCAAGCGGGCCUUAUGUGGAGAUUGACAUGAGAUCCGGGGAGCUUGAUGGCUACGAUGCAAUUUUCCUUAGUCCACAUAAGUUUCUUGGGGGACCAGGAUCGCCCGGCAUCCUUCUGAUGAGCAAGGCACUUUAUAUGCUAAAAUCUUCUCCACCAUCGACUUGUGGAGGUGGAACUGUGAUUUAUGUCAACGGCUUCAACGAAAAGGACACGUUAUAUUUGGAGGACAUUGAAGAAAGGGAAAAUGGUGGCACUCCUCAAAUAAUCCAAACAGUUAGAGCAGCCUUGGCUUUCUGGAUUAAGGAAUACAUAGGUUACGAGGAGAUUGAAAAACUGGAGCAAACCAAUAUAGAGAGAGCGCUUAAGAGGCUUCUCCCAAAUCAGAACAUAUGCGUUCUAGGAAAUACAAGCACCAAGAGACAAGCUAUCUUGUCUUUCCUUGUUUACAGUACCACCAAUUCCUCCUCGGCUGGCCUAAAAAAUGGGUGUAAUAUUGACAGCAAAGAGAGAUGGGAGGAGCAGCUAUACAUGUGGAGAGAGACGGGGAACAAGAGAGACAAGCCUCUUCAUGGACCAUUCGUUGCAGCUCUCUUGAAUGACCUUUUUGGCAUCCAGGCUCGAGGUGGGUGCGCUUGUGCUGGACCCUAUGGUCACGUUCUGCUUGAGAUCGAUGAGUCCCACUCACUUGCCCUCAGAGCUGCCUUUCUCAAGGGUUAUGUUGGAUUAAAACCCGGAUGGACUAGGAUCAGCCUUCCCUACUACAUGUCCGAGGAAGAAUUUGAAUUUAUUUUAGCUGCAGUGGAAUUUGUGGCUAUUUAUGGGCAACGUUUCCUUCCAUUGUACUACUUCAAUUUUAGAACAGGAAACUGGGCUUUUAAGAAGAAAGCACUCGAGGAACUACUCGUGGAGGAAAACAAAUGCAAUGUACACGUAUUGCCGUUGGCCAGUGCCAUGGAUGUAGCAAAUCAAGAACAUCGCAAUUCAAAAGCGUUCGAGGAUGUAGGAGCUAAGCAAGCAAAGAACAUAGAUAAGUAUACAGCAUAUUUAGAAGCGGCUAAGCAUAUUGCCAGUCUCCUCCCCAAGUUCCCCUCUCAGCGUAGAGUUCCUGAGGACAUAGAUGUCAACCUCAUUCUCUUUCGAGUCUAGUCAUUUUCCCCAUUCUCGAUUAAUGCUUGUGGUAAUUUCAUUAUUACUAUUCUUUGUUUCACUGCUGAAGUUUUAUUCGGCACUAAAACGUAGAAAAUAUA
Juglans regia (Persian walnut) is the source of this 2306-nucleotide messenger RNA. RefSeq lists its product as uncharacterized. The record is from RefSeq and is a predicted model, not a curated record. NCBI's taxonomy places the organism in Eukaryota, Viridiplantae, Streptophyta, Magnoliopsida, Fagales, Juglandaceae. Bases 202 to 2205 code for a protein of 667 amino acids. The transcript has 5 exons.